Messenger RNA from Alligator mississippiensis (American alligator), 7072 nucleotides. It is a transcript of the gene CIB3, whose product is annotated as calcium and integrin binding family member 3. Gene Ontology annotation, molecular function: calcium ion binding. Lineage: Eukaryota; Metazoa; Chordata; Crocodylia; Alligatoridae. The transcript has 6 exons. The coding region runs from base 1624 to 2202 and encodes 192 amino acids. The record is from RefSeq and is a predicted model, not a curated record.
GCCCAGCCGGAGUGAGGGAGCGCGCGCGCGGCGCCGGCCGGCGGGAAGCCCGCGGCUCCCGGGACCUGCAACAGCCCCGGGCGCGCAGAGCUCCCCGCGGGGACCGUCCUGGGUGCAGUCCCGGAGAGAGGAGGAGCUGUGGGGCACGGCCAGCCCCCACAGACCCCGUCUGGGCCCUCCAGUGCCCGCCCCGGGCAGGCCGACAGCCCACAGCAGCCACCGCCCUGCGGCUGGCUGCAAGGCAGAGUCAGCUGCAGGGAUCCCUGAGAGAGGGCCAGGGACACGGCAGAGACCUGGGGGGAAGUCCUUUCUGACCCGCGGAGGGCCAAGACUUUCCGUGAGUCGCAGCCUUGGCUGCAGCGGCUCUCCGCCUCUGAGGGAAAAAUUCCCUCCUGGCCCCAUAUGGGGCCCAGAAAAGCCCUGAAGCCUGGGCAGUCCCCACAGCAGAGCGCAGGCGUGGCACGCACAGGUCCUCUCCGACCAUUGCCCAUCAGCCUCGCGGACAGGCUCCAGGUUCCCCAGAUGUCUGGUCCGCUGCCUCUGUUUUGACACUGAAGACGUUUUUCCUGACAUCCCCAUCGAACCCUCUGCUGUAACCGACGGGUCUGUGUCCAACUCUGCACCCAGAGCCAGAGGGCAUUUCCCUCUUCUAACAAAGGAAAGUUUCCUAUAUCCCUCCCUCCCUCCCAGUAUGUUUUCAGUUUUAUACCUGAAAGGCCGAGAGGGAUCAGAGUAUCAAGAUAACGCCUAGUUAACACUGUUAAAACCAACAGUGGGGCAAAUUCUUCUCAAAAUUAUGCCCACCAGAUAAAUAUUAUAAAUUGUUAAAUAACGGGUGUAUAAUUUACACUUUUCCAUUUUAGCAAACAUGUCAUAAAUAUAUUGAAGACAUGAUCCUUGGUUUUCAUGGGGAAAUGAGAUAGUUGCAUUUAUUUUGUUGGUUUAACUUAAUUAUAAAUUAGCAAUUAUGACUCUGCAACAAUUAAUUUCAAAUGCUCUUUAAUGGAGACAAUCAAAACUCUAAUUACUAGCACAUAUGGGGUUGAUUUUGAGGGGGGGGGGUUGGUUUUGUUUACAGUGGCUUUUAAAAAGAAAAAGACUUUGGACUUUAGGGAUGGUCCUGCUUUGAGCAGGGGGUCAGACUAGACGGCCUCCUGACGUGCCUUCCAACCCUAAAUUUCUAUGAUUCAAUGAUACUGUAAUCCUUUGUUAGGGUUCCUGCUGACGCUGACUAUUAAAGGAAGGAAGAUAUUCCUAGUGCUUUUAGCAGUCUGCAUUUUUUUCAGCAGAAUCACAAACAACAAAUCCACAUAGUCCCCUAUCAAUUUCAGAGACAAGGCAAAGAAGCUGUUUUGAGUUUAGCUGUAUGGUGUAAUAUGACUCUGCCAGAGCAUACGGAAGGCAGGUGAAUGAUGCUGGAAGAGAGCCUUAUAGUCAGACUAAAGAUGCGAUGAAAUGCUCCUAUUAUGAUUCUGAAAUCCACGGAGCAGAGAAGGUGGUUACUUGAUCCCCCCUGUCUGAACCUCAUUGUUGCAGUUUUUCAAAUUUGAAUAUUCAGGACUCCUAUAAAGGUAAUUUAAGGGGAUAGAACCAUGGGACAAGAAUCGGGACUCGGAGGCAGACAUGGGCAACAAGCAAACCAUUUUUACUCCAGAGCAGCUAGAUGCUUAUCAGGACUGCACAUUUUUUACAAGGAAAGAAAUUCUGAGGCUGUUUUACAGGUACAGAGAUCUGGCCCCACAGCUAGUCCCACUUGACUACUCAGAUAAACCAGAUGUGAUGCUUCCCUAUGAACUCAUCAGCAGCAUGCCAGAGCUGAAGGAUAAUCCAUUUCGCCAGCGGAUAGCAGAGGUUUUCUCAGAGGAUGGAGAAGGCAAUAUGACUUUAGAUGAUUUUUUAGACAUGUUUUCAGUGUUGAGUGAAAUGGCUCCCAGAGAUCUCAAAGCUUAUUAUGCCUUUAAAAUUUAUGAUUUUAACAAUGAUGAUUAUAUAUGCAAGUCAGACUUGGAAAAAACUGUUAACAAACUGACUCGACAUGAACUUACUCCAGAAGAGGUUAGCCUUGUAUGUGAAAAAGUGAUUGAGGAAGCUGAUCUGGACAAUGAUGGCAAACUUUCCCUAGAAGAUUUUCAGCACAUGAUACUAAGAGCUCCAGACUUUCUCAGGGCUGCUGCUGCCACAGUAAAAGGCUACUGUCACUGAACAACUUCCAGCUAGCUAUGGAAACUGUUUCCUUUCCCUCCGAUCGUUUAAGAAUUUGGCUUAUCUAUUUAAGGCCUUGACUACAGUAUUCCUUAAUAGGUAACGAAGAACAUAAUAAUUGAGACUUACAGUUAUUCCAGCUGGAGCAAGAGACUGUGCUGCCUUUUGGGAAAUCAGAGCCUUCCAACUGCGGUGUGGAGAGCAAGGCAGGGUGCGGGACAGUGGUUUUGUGUUAUCAGGCUCAAAAAAGGAUACGUGUUGAAUACAAAUAAGAAAGGUAUGUUAUCAGUAUCCACAGAUAAGCACGCUAAGACUAAUGCUGACAAAUAAGCUCCUCCUCUUUUGUCUUCAAGAGGAGGCUGGACAGAUAUUUGGCUGGGGCAAUAUGGCCCUGGCACCUGUUCCUGCCUGGGGCAGGAGGUCAGACCUGAUGAUCUGUUUAGGUCCCUUCCAACCCUAAGCACUAUGAAACAAGUGUAACAUAACCGUGAUUUCCUUCAGGAGCAACUGGUCAUUACUGACUAGCAGCAGCUGUAACACGAUGAAAGAGCGGGCAUAUUUAUUGUGGGUUGCAAAACAUGAUCUUGCAUUUUACCAAUAUGCACAUCAUUAUUUUUGGUUGUCAGGAUCUGGUAUCAUUUGUAGCUGAUUAUCUCAUAACACUUUUUCAACUCAUUGACAAUAAUAUGUUAAUUGCACUGUAUUGUUGCCAGAUAUUGCAAUAGAUAAGAUUUUUUUUUUUUAGUGGCAUCCUUUAUUGGACCUACUACCAGCUUUUGAAUGCAAGACACCUUCAUCAGGACCUGAUGAAGAAUGACAAAGCAUGUCUUGCAUUCAGAAGUUUGUCGAACUCUAUCCCAACUAUGCCGUUGGUCCAAUAAAAGAAUUCACCCUAAGAAGUCCUUGCCUCUUGCAUAAUCCCUGGCCCAUCAUAGCUACAACAUCACUCUAAUACUACCAUAUACUGCAAAUAAAUUAAAAUUGUGUUGUCAAAUACAGUGGAAAUGUAAAGCACCAAUUUCUCUAAUCUAUUUUAUAGGCAACCAGUGGGAUAAUUAAUGGGAUGUCAGACAAAGAAAGAAGAAUGUGAUUGUUUAAACACUCUGAAGGAGCAAAACAAGUUUCAGUAAUUCAGUGAUCUAUGCAGCAGAGCUGCUACUGUUGGCAAUAAGCAUGCUGGCCUGCAGGUGAGAAUUAUGCAGGAGGAAAGGUACGCGGGGGUGGGGGAAAUGAUGAUGAUGGCUCAAGGUUUGGGUGCCAGAACCCUGUGCUCUGAAAUGGACACCUAAAAAGAGAGUUUCUCUUGGCCAUAUUGAAUUCAUACCUUUAAGUAAUAGGAGAGGUGUUUGGGUGAGAAAUUUUCUUGGGCAUAAAAUAAACAAAAAACAAAACCCAGUUUACCACAGAUACUUGUAUAUACUCAUCAUGGUUCACUUCCUGCAAUUAUAAGCAACUAGAUUUUACAUAUUGAUGCCAUCUUAAUACAUUUAGUUACAGAAUAAUUUUUUGAACCAGUACUUUGUACAGUAGCAGAUGCAUGGAAGUCUGUAGUCCUAUUAUUUACAAAUUUGAAACAAAGUCAUUUUAUGAUUAAGAAAUACCAACUGUUGUUGAGUUAGUAGGUAUCAGUUUUUACUUUGACAUGUCAGGUACACAGACUGAGGUGGACACAGGGUUAUAUUACAAAACAGAAGGGAGUGCAAAAAGGAAAGACCAGUAACAAAGUGGAGACUGACUGGAAUGACAUCUUCCACAACACUACUGGGGGACAGUUUUAUGAAAUUUAGCACCAAGUUGGUAAUUAGUCUAUAAAUAUCAGGUGCAUAACUAAAGUUUUGAUUUCAAAUAUUAAUUUCAGUUUAUGAAGUUAUUUCAUAUCCUGUUAAUUAGAUUUUAAAAUGAUGGUGCAGUAAACAAGCACCUGAAGUCAUGGACUGAAUCAAACAGUAUUUAACAAAACAGCUAUAAUUUAAUAUAGAAGUCAGUUAAAUUGCAAGAUUUGUAGUUUUAAUGCUAUUGGUGGAACUGGCAAAAUUAACAGACAUUAUGACAAGUUUCUCCAAGAAGCUAAAACAGGGUGCUCAGAACAAGGGAAUGUAUAAAAUAAUAAAAAGUGAAGCAGUCCACUCGGUUCUGAAGUAAGACCAACCUUGUUACUAAACCAUUCUUACAGUUACAAGAUACUCAUUUGCACUUUAUUCCUCUUAGGAAGUCUAAUACAUUUUUCAUUGUUCCAAAACUUGAUGUAGCAGAACUCAAAUUUUGGUCAUUAUGCUUUCAUAGCACUCAUGUUAACAUAAAAUUUGCAAUAACUGGAUAACACUUCCACCAAAUAGGCAACAAUAAUUGUUCGUUAAGGAAAGUGGUUUCAUUAUGAAAAGGAAAUCACAAUCCUAUUAAAUAGACAUAUAAACAUGUGCAACCACCAACAUAAAUGUAAAAAAAGGAUAUUCACAUGGGGAGGGCAUGGCACAAGAAAAUUUUAAUUUAAAGAGGGCUAUCUUAGUAUCAAUAAUAUGCAUAGUGAAGAUCAGAAUUCCAUCCUUCAAACCUUCCUAUUUGCAAGUAAAUAUUCCCUGCCCUCCCAGAUUUAUCACAAUUAAUUUGAAGAUGGAUGCUGUCAGUAAGAGACCAUCUAGUAGUGCAGCAUAUUGGAUUACCAGCUACUUUUCACUUACCUGCCAAACAAACACACACAUUGAUUGCAACAUCCAAUACCACCGGGUGUGCUGAUACUGGAGGGUGAACAUUUAUUAUCUGCGGCCAAUUCAAAAACUAAACAUGUUCAGCACCAGGGACUUAGCACAGAAAAUGAUUUCAUGGUCCAUUAUAAUCUACCUCAAGGGUGGCCAGCCUGGAGCAUGUGUACCACAAGUGGCAUAGGCAACCACUGUGUGGGGCACACAGAAGACUGUGAGGGGGCAGGCAGCACAGUAACAGAUGGGGGCAGGAAGCAGAAAGUGUACUAGAUCAGGGAAGAGGAAGGGGAUUGGAGUGGUACUUGGAGAGGGUGCGUGGGUAAUCUGUGGCAUGUCUGCCAAAAAAGUUGCCCCCCACCACUGAUCUAGCUGAUACUUGCUAAAUUUCUGCACUUCACUGGUGAUACUGAUCCUCCUGAAUGACUUUGUUCCUCCAUUGUCAAGUUUUCACUGCUUCUCUUUUUUCUGUUGGCUACCUGAUACUUUAUCUUACAUCCUGUUUCUGUCUACGCAUGGAGUUUUACACAAGCUUCUGUUCCAUCUGCUACUUAGCUCUGCUGUUUGCUUCUCUCCCAGAGACCUGAGCAAGGGUACUGUGAUAUCUGAAAGCCUGUCUUAUGUCUAUCCCAACCAUGCAGUUGGUCCAAUAAAAGAUAUCAUCCACACAAACCAUUGCCUCUAAACAUUUUAAUAUAUUUAUCAAAACUAUUCCUGUAUCUCACUGAACUCCUUCUCUCUCAAGUGUACAAAAUAUACAGAGUAAAAAAAAAUCUUUAUUGCCUAUGCUGUAGUUUGCAUUAGCUAUAACAUUAAAUGCACAGACUGAAAGGGUCCCUAAAUAUGUUGGCAUGAUUGAAUUGUUUUACUUUUAAAACCAUCUCGACCCAUUGCAGAAGAUGGCUGCACACAUUCACCAAAAAAAACUCAUUCAAAAAAAAAAAAAAAAAAAUCUGAGAGAUUUUUCUGCAGAACAGUUUGGUACAUAAACAUUUGUUAAUGAACAAGACAGCUCAUUUAAAACAUUCAAUCCACUAGCCCUAAGAAAGAAAACCCUUUUAUAUGCCAUUAGCUGUAAACUUACUUUCAGUUACAUGGUAGACAUAACAAAGAAUGAAGUUUCUUCCUCAUGUAUUCAAUCUGAGCCUGACAGAGCUCUUGUUAGGUACCUAUACCUACAGAGUUACUUUUUAUACAGAAGCUGCUUGACAGACCUAGGACUUGCAAGUACUAUUACAAGAAAUGAGGCUGGGGCAUAUUCACACAAAUUUGAAGGACACAGUAUAAAGGAGUUAACUAAUUUUAACAUUAACUUUAAUCAUUUCCCUUUAGGUGCAGUUGUCAAGGUAAGCAAAGCACAUUAACAGUUCCAGGGAGAUUCAGAACAUUGCCAAUAUGUUCAUUCUUUCCAAAUAUACUAUUUUACUGUUAUGCCGAGUGGUUGACGAUGACAGCAGGCUUCCAAGUAGGUUAGACUUGUCUUUUCCCCCAAUCCAAUUAGGGAAAAUUGAUUUUUAUAUCCAAUAACCUGAAAGCAACUAGCUGCAUAAUAACUUGUAUUAGUUAGCUACUAAAUUCUAUUCACUGAAACGUUAUGCACCGUGUUGGAAGAAUAAAAUAUGCAUUAUAGAGAAGUAUAGUUUUAAGAGUCAACUCCUGCUUCUUAAAUCCCAGUAUUUACACUGCUACACAUAAUUCAAGAAGUUCACUGCUGCUUUAAAUUGUAAAGUAACCACUGCAGGGCAGGAAGAAAAUGUCAUUUAUAAACAUGAAUUUUCAGGAAGUAUGUGUAGGCAGUGUGCUUUUGCAUAUGUGAGCAAAUGUGCACAUGUACAUGCAUGAUUGGAAUGCAGUUUGAUACCUUCUGUUUUUUAGAAACUGGAAAUAACAAUUCUAUGAGAUUUGAGGUCAUUCUCAACUAUGAAAUUAAACAAGGAAAAAAGAACCAUGCACAAAACACACACCUUAUGUUGUCCAUCAUGAUGAUGUGAUUUUUGAUGUAGUGGUCUACAGAUCUGAACCAUGGCCUGUAUUUCCAACAGGUAGAUUGCACAGAUGUAAAAUAUUCUCUCCAGUUAAAGAUACCUAAAUAAUCAAAUGUAUUAUGUGUGGUCAUAUCUACCACAGGAAAAUAAAGCUUCUCUCCAAAUGCCUCAUGUUGAGGAUGUACAAUA